This is a messenger RNA of Drosophila navojoa, 432 nucleotides long. Its product is annotated as diptericin A. Lineage: Eukaryota; Metazoa; Arthropoda; Insecta; Diptera; Drosophilidae. The record is from RefSeq and is a predicted model, not a curated record.
UCCAUACAUAUACAACAUGCAGCUAACACUCAUUGCUCUGCUCUGCUGUCUGCUUGGCGCCGCCUGGGCCAUGCCUCAGCCGGAACGCCAGCCGGAGCCGGCGCAGCCCAAGGCAGAUGUCUGGAACGAGAGGAAGCAGUUUAAUCCGCCCAAUGAGCAGCGAUUCCUCGUAGAUGGCAUCUACAACAAGGAUAACAGCGGCAAGGAUGUGGCCGCCCGGGUUCAGGUGCCCGUCUGGACCAGCGACAACAAGCGCCACGAAUUCGAUACCGUCGUCCAAUAUGGCCAACAUCUGGGCGGUCCCUAUGGCGAUAGUCCACCAUCGUAUGGCAUUGGAGGAAAUUAUAGAUUCCGAUUUUAAUUAAAUACCAAUUUCUUUUCUUUUUGUAACUACAAAUAUGUUAAUAAAAAAAGUCUUUCGGCAAAUGUAAA